CGAGUGUUACCGCUGUCUCUGGAAGAGACAUGACAGUCAGUGUGUUCUCAUCAGUGGAGAGUCGGGAGCAGGGAAGACCGAGAGUACCAAGCUGCUGCUCCAGUUCCUGUCUGUGAUGUCACAGAACUCAGCCGGGACAGCCCACACUGAGAGGAGCACCCGUGUGGAGCAGGCCAUUAUCCAGAGCAGCCCCAUCAUGGAGGCGUUUGGGAAUGCCAAGACGGUGUACAACAACAACUCUUCCCGCUUUGGGAAGUUUAUCCAGCUCCACUUCUCCCAGAGUGGGAACAUCCAGGGAGGCUGUAUCAUCGACUAUUUACUUGAAAAGAACCGUGUGGUGAGACAGAACCCUGGAGAGAGGAACUAUCAUAUCUUCUAUGCUCUGCUGGCCGGGGCCGACAAGAACCAGAAAGAGCUGUACUUCCUGUCAGAGGGCCCAGAGUCAUACCACUACCUGAGUCAGUCUGGCUGUGUGAAGGACAGGAGUCUAGAUGACCUGAAGCUAUAUGAUAGUUUUAUG
This is a messenger RNA of Oncorhynchus gorbuscha (pink salmon), 520 nucleotides long. Its product is annotated as unconventional myosin-X-like. The record is from RefSeq and is a predicted model, not a curated record. Gene Ontology annotation, cellular component: cytoplasm; myosin complex; actin cytoskeleton. The annotation marks the transcript as partial. Gene Ontology annotation, biological process: actin filament organization; vesicle transport along actin filament. Gene Ontology annotation, molecular function: actin filament binding; ATP binding; microfilament motor activity. NCBI's taxonomy places the organism in Eukaryota, Metazoa, Chordata, Actinopteri, Salmoniformes, Salmonidae. The transcript is spliced from 5 exons.